GGCCGAUUUCGUGGAUAAGUUGCAGGUGAGAAAGUAUGGUUUCACGUUUUCCAAUAUAUCCUAUGCCGAUGUCGCGAGAGAUGGCGCGCAGCGUCUCUGCUUUGAGGGAAUCCCAGGGAAAUUUGGCAGACUUGGACAUCGUGGUUGCAGACAACGGACGACAACCUAAACAAGGUUUUGGUGUCAAAUAAUCGGUCAAAUAUCUUACGUCAUGUUUGUUUGAGCCGGAACCCAUGACUAAAACUGGUACGAGGUAGUUUUCUUACCUGACCUUUUGUUACCGUCUCCUGUCAUCGCCCUGAGUGCGUCGUGCACGUAUUCUGUGUAUUCUGGCCAACGACGACGGUCCAGGAGCUUUUUGUCGAGGUGCAUCAGAGACAGAAUAGCUAAUGACUGCCCGCGACGUUGUGAACCGGUCCUUCGUCACCCUAUGGAGCUCCUUCAAGGCAGCCGUGGGCCGCCUCGACAAAUCUCUGUCGCCCAAAGACACCUUUACCCGUCUCCAAAAGCACGAAUUCACGUUCACCGACAGCAUCUAUGUCGUCCAUGUGAUCCUUGCUGCGUUUUGGUUAUUGUUCAUUCCUAGCCUCAUUCUCAAGUUUCUCAUACCCAUUGCCUUUGCUAUCAUGCUUUUGAUACCCCUCACCUGCCAAUUUUUCCUUCCCGCCAUACCAAUAUUCACCUGGAUCCUUACCUUUUUUGCGUCAACGUUUAUUCCAAACGAGUGGAGGCCCAGCAUUUCCGUUGUUCUUCUGCCCACUCUUGAGUCAGUUUUGUUCGGGGCGAAUAUUUCCGAUAUUCUGACACGAUUUACUCAUCCCGUGCUUGACAUCAUCGCCUGGAUUCCGUACGGUGUCGGACACUUUUCCAUUCCCUUCUUCGUUGCUGCAUUCCUAUGGCUUUUUAGAGCCAAGGAGGCCCUCCAUUUCUGGUCAAGCGCGUUCGGGUACAUGAUGCUUGUCGGGGUCCUCAUCCAGAUCAUCUUCCCUUGUGCCGCGCCUUGGUAUGAGCUGAUCUACGGCCUGACCCCAGCCAACUAUGGUAUGAAGGGAUCCCCGGGUGGGCUCAUCCGUAUAGACCAUAUGUUCCAUGGCAGCGGGUACACAAUAUCCUUCUCCAAUGCGCCUGUCAUCUUCGGCGCCUUUCCCUCUCUCCACGCCGGGGGCGCAACGAUGGAAGCGUUGGUCGUUUCUCAUUUCUUUCCCCAAACUACUCGUUUCGCCUGGGUCUAUGCCGGCGUGCUGUAUUGGGCUACCAUGUAUCUGACGCAUCACUAUCUCAUUGAUGUCGUAGUCGGCGCCUGCCUCGCCACCGUCACCUUCUACCUCUUUCUCCCUGACAAUCUCAAAGGUUCAGGAGCGAUCGCUGGCCCAGGAGAACUCACAACUUAUGGACAGAGGUCCAAAUACGAUAUAUAUGAUCUCGAGGCACCGCGGAGAACGGCAGCAGGGGAUGUCAUGGCAGACGCAGCGGCAGAUUUUGAUCUCAGUGAGAGCUCACAUGCUUCGGACGAUGAGGAGAUGGACAUCACGUAUCGAUCGCCGCUCCCCGGGGCUACACCCACGAGUGGAGCUCCUUUUAUUAUAAAUUACGGCGCUGGGACGAUCGAGGUGGGCCGAAAGAAGGGCCAUCGGCAUACAGCUAGUAUUGCUAGUCUUAUAAGAGGCAACGAGAGAGGUGGGGAGGAUGGCUGGAGUUCAAUAGGUGGCAAUGGCUUUGUGAUCCCACCUAUACCAACGCGCGGGGCGAGGGACUAGAUUUCUGUGUUCUAUAUAUCUCGUACGGAACUUU
Molecule: messenger RNA, 1791 nt
Organism: Guyanagaster necrorhizus
Lineage: Eukaryota; Fungi; Basidiomycota; Agaricomycetes; Agaricales; Physalacriaceae
Product: PAP2-domain-containing protein
Exons: 2
Coding region: 390-1757 (455 amino acids)
Biological process (GO): sphingolipid biosynthetic process; mannosyl diphosphorylinositol ceramide metabolic process
Cellular component (GO): inositol phosphoceramide synthase complex
Source: RefSeq, a predicted model, not a curated record